Molecule: messenger RNA, 555 nt
Organism: Cucurbita pepo subsp. pepo (vegetable marrow)
Lineage: Eukaryota; Viridiplantae; Streptophyta; Magnoliopsida; Cucurbitales; Cucurbitaceae
Source: RefSeq, a predicted model, not a curated record
CUCCUCCUAUCUCGUCAAUCAACCAACACUCUCGAUUCUAUUUUCUCCUAUUGUCUGCCUUCCGCCGCCGCAGCCGCCGCCCCUGUGUUGGAGCCGGCGCUGGGGUCCUCUGUGUAUCUCCGUCAGAGAGAUCUGGUCCACCAAUUCUGCGUAGAGAAUCACCAUGGAUGCUCGUCGCCGAAUCUGCAGCAUCAACAACGCGACCACCCAGUUGGAAUUUCCGUCGGAUAUGGGGGUUUUCCGGGGGCGGUGAAGAAGAAGCUGUACAGGGGAGUGAGGCAGAGGCAUUGGGGGAAAUGGGUUGCGGAGAUUAGGUUGCCGCAGAACAGAAUGAGGGUUUGGUUGGGGACCUAUGACACGGCGGAGGCUGCCGCUUAUGCCUAUGAUAGGGCGGCGUACAAGCUGAGAGGCGAAUAUGCGAGGCUGAAUUUUCCCAAUUUGAAGGAUUUUAGGAAUUUGGGGUUUGCUGAUUGUAGCCGAUUGAAUGCUCUGAAACACUCUGUGGAUGCCAAAAUUCAAGCCAUUUGUUUGAAGAUGAAGAGGGAAAGGGGUAAA